Messenger RNA from Diatraea saccharalis (sugarcane borer), 723 nucleotides. Lineage: Eukaryota; Metazoa; Arthropoda; Insecta; Lepidoptera; Crambidae. The record is from the annotation of a GenBank genome assembly.
AUGAGUGUUAUCUACCUGAAAAAAUAUUUUUAUACAUUUCAGUGUUUGAUGGUAACUUGGUACAUUCCAUGUGAUUUUCACUUUUAUGUUAUCGCUGUGAUUGUGUUCGUGCUUUAUAAACGAUGCCGGAGAUUGGGUAAAGUCAUUUUCUAUGCUCUGACUGCUGCCUCUCUUAUUAUACCAGGAGUUAUCAACUAUGUUAAUGGAUUUCACCCCAUACAACUCUUCACAUAUGAAUUCCUGUGGAAUACUCAUAGCCAUAAACAGUUUUACAUAUUCUACAUAAAAAGUCACAACAGGGCGGCGGCUUACAUAGUUGGAUUUAUUGCAGGGUGUCUGUUCAAUAAAUAUAGAUCAAUGGAAAAUUUCAAGCUUACACAGGCAAGGUCUUUGAUUUACGUCUUUGUAGGUUUUAUAGUGAUGGUACUCACAGCUUUCCUUGGAGUAUCAUACCAGCACAGAAACUAUUCACAGCUGGAGGGCACUCUAUACGUGACGCUGAACAGGCCUGUUUGGGCAGUUGGUGUUGCAAUAAUUAUACUAACUUGCUGCUUUGGUAAAGUUCCAUUGGUGAACAGUUUCUUAGAAUGGUAUCCAUGGGUGCCACUCAGCCGUUUAGCUUACGGAAUAUAUCUUGUCCACUACAUAAUCAUCAUGAGGAACGUUGGCAUUUCCAGACAGUCUUUGUACUAUGACAAUUUUAAUAUUGUAAGUUUUCAUUAA